AUGGAAGAAGAGGAAAGGGAUGCGCAAACCAAAAUUCAUGAGCUACCUACAAGAAGAGAUAAACAAUCUGACGACGGCAGUCGAAAAGCGCUGAGAAAUUUAGGAAAUGAAACGGCACAAUCGACAUAUAUCGAACACGUCAUCGAAGAGGAAAAAGGCGUCGCUGCAGAGGUCAAGGAAGAAGCCCUGAAAACGAAGAACAAUGGCGAUGGCGCCGCCGCAAAACUUGAGGAAGGAGCCUCGACAGUUGAAGAGGAGAAAAAAGUUGGAUAUGCGCAACUGGGCCGCGAAGCCAAAAUCAUUCAAAGUAAUCAGGACUAUAUCGAAGUAUUGGAGGUUAAAAUGCAAGACGCAUCGCUAUCUGAUGAAGUAGAUGAGGUCCAGGAACAGCCAGAGAUGGAAAUCAUGGAAGAGCCGGCCAGAGAGGAGCCGGAUGAGCCCUUGAUACCAGAAAAAGCUCGUCUGCCUGACGAAAGGCUCUUAGAUCUUACGCUGGAACUGGAGCUAAAUCAAAACCGACAGGCUAUUCGCGGAUUUGAUUUUGAUGCUGAAAAACUUGAAGAUCAGAAAACUUGCUGGGCCCGCAAAUACAAUAAAUACAAUGGCAAGUUCCAAGAGAACUUCGGAAGGAAUAUGUCGUGCGAGUUCUGCAGUGAAGUCGGAAACUAUUAA
Molecule: messenger RNA, 672 nt
Organism: Cylicocyclus nassatus
Lineage: Eukaryota; Metazoa; Nematoda; Chromadorea; Rhabditida; Strongylidae
Source: the annotation of a GenBank genome assembly